AUGUCGGCAUUCCGGAGGAUGCAGCAUGCGCUCAUCGCCAACAUUACACGCGACAACCGAAAUGUCAGUUUUUUUUAAAUAUUUGAUUUUAUUGAGUUUCAUGUGAUAAUGUGAUAUUAACUGAGAUAAAAUUACGGAUGAACCCUCUUCGCACUUGGAAUGGUUCGGAACGUCGCAUUGCAGUUAGAGAUAAAUCUACAGAAAGCUGGAAGACUUCUAAGAUUUUGCUUUGAUUCCGGAUUUGUCGCCGCCGCGGUAGCCGUUUCAAGUCGGUUGCGCCUUGAAGCAGCAUUUCGACGUUGAGACAUUCUUCAUGCGAUCAUGAGUCUCCAACUUCGUUCAAAUCGGGGAUGGAGAGUUAUGUUGAAGAAAGAGUAGAUCCAAAUAUUGAAGGAGAUGCAGAAAUGUCUCAUAUAAAUGAUGAAAAAAGAGAAGCUUUUUCAACAUAUUCGUGAUUCUUUUUUACAAGUUCUUCGAAAACUUCCGGUUAUUUGCCAAUUCCUCGAUUUAUUGAAGCGGAAAUGAACGUCAUGGACGUCGAUCUCUCAACUUGGAACAUGAGAAAUGGAGUUUUGGAAAGAGAUAUCGGGAAAAAUUUAGCCUUUUCCGGCAUUUUCAGCUUUUUUGGUCGUCGUUGAUUUCAUCUUUUUUUGAGGCUUUCAUGGGCUUCCCCAAAAAAACUACAAACCCAUUUUUUUCGAAUAUGUCAUAAAUAUUCCACUUGAAUCAUCUUUUUUUCAUGAACAUUCUUUAAAUCAAUACUUUUUUGUUUGACCUUUAAGUUUUUUUUAGAAUUGCUUUUGACUUUUUAGAAGUUGUAAAAAGGGGUUUCUAUGAUUUUCCAAGCGCUCUAGGUUAGUUAUUCAAUAGUAAUUGAAAAAAGAAAAAGAAAAAGAAAUCUGUACUCUAAAAAUUCGAGCUCGAUGAUUAGGAAGCUUCUGGUCUGCCAAGGAUCAAAAAAUCGUUCUUUUUUCUUCCACUCUACUGGUUAUCUUCUCAUUUGCGCUUGAAUUGAACUUGAUUUUAUUCAGAGAUUUUGAAAAAUAGCUCUAAAAACCCUUGUAUAGUCCCAAUUUGUAUUGGCCAUGAAUAUAAUUCAGAGGGUCUUCAAAUGUUUUUAACCCCAUUUUUUGAAUCUUCACAUUUAUUUUAAUUUUUCUCACGUCCUCAACUCAAAUACAUUGAAUUUUCAUUCUCCCACGGAAUCUCGAGAAAGUUCCCCUCAUUUUUUUCAUUUCUCCUUGAAUAUUCAAUUGAGAAACAUGGAAGGCUUCAUGUUUCCGAGAAUUUUGAUUAAUUUAUGAAUUUGAACUUUUUUUUCAAGUUAAACCGGUUUAUUAAAGGAGCAUGGCUUUCGAUUUAAUCAAAACUAUUUUCAAGGAGGAAAAAUUUUUGAGCAUAAAUGCUACUAAAAAAAUUAAACUUCAACGGUUUCACAAAAAUUUUUCAGUAAUAAAAAGUUGGUCUUCUUGAAAGAGAAAAAAAUAUAUAUUCUAUUGAAUUCAAGAUCCAAGUGAACUCGUCAGGGUUCACACUGAUCUGUCAAUAAAUUGUUACUAUCAAAGAGCCAGUAUAUUUUUUUCCUAGUUUUUCUGUCCAAACUAUCCCAAUUCUUCUUCUUUGAAAGUUCACAGUCGACACAAGUUCUCAGUGGGGAAAAAUUGGCCCAAUUACUGAAGAAAACAAGAAAAAAAGGCUCACUUAGAGAAAAUAUUUCCGUUAUUCUUUUGUAAUUUCAAGAUUUUCGUGAAUAUUUUGAUUGUUUUCUGAAAUUUAGAAGGAUAUGUGUAUCUUUAGAUGAUCCUUCUAAAACUGCGUCAUUGAAAAAAAUUGAUGAAAAAAAUAUUUUUCCUUUUCUUCUGUUCAAAAAGAUUUGGUUUUAGAAACUUGAAAACCAAUCUAUUAGUUUUUUUCUUCAUUUUUUUAAAGAAUCCUAAAAAUUUUAAAGAAAAAAAUGGUGUAACAAAAAAAGUCUCAAAUUAAUCGGAAGAGCGCACUUGAGCUCUUUUUGCAAUUUUCAUUGAAAAAUCAAAUUUUGAAUAACACAAAAAAAAAUAAUUGGGUAAGGCUUUGUGCGGCUAUUUCUGAGAGAAAACUUAUUUUUAGCAAGUUCUAUUUGUAACUCAUGUUUCCCAAGAAUUUUCUGAAGAUUUUGGGAAAAUUUGGCUUAUUGCCAACAACGAGGUUCCUUAUUUCAAGCCUCAAAAACGAGGAUUUUCGCGACGAUUCGAGCUUUUCCAGUUCCCAUUUUUGCAAAGUCUGCCCUUUAAUUUGGAUGAGCUCAUCUUAUGUUUUAUUCCAAGUUCAAAUUUGUUAUUCUAUUCAAAGCGGGAAGUUUAGUAGACAUUUCGUAGAACUGGAAAUAUUUAUUUAAUUGUGGGAGGUUUUUUUUUGUUGACUUGACGUAGUCUAUAUGAUUCACAGCAAUUUUUAUUGAUUACUUAAUUUUUUUUUUUCGAGUUUCAUCGUCGAGGUCCGGCGAAAAUUGCUCAGAGAUGUUACGAUUACUUGCUAUAACAGUCAAAAAAAAUUGUUUGACUCGGUUAGCUAGAGGGUCGUGUGAAAUCGAGCUCUAUAGAUAAAGAGUUUGGGAACUGUUUUAGAGCAAAAAUAAAAUCAAAAAAAGAAAGAUAAUCUGGAAAAAAACAUCCUAAAAUAAAACAGAAAUGCUGAGAAUUAAAUACGAAGAUUAUUUAGAUUUGAAUUUUUUUGAGAUAUCAUUUGUAAAAUGAAAUUUCAUGCACGCGCUUUCGUUUGUACACGAAAAAACUUUGAAAAUCUUAGAGCUGUCAGUUUUUAAAACUAUAAAUGCAUUUUACUUUUUUUCUGAGUUUCAAGAAUUGGAAUAGUCCAAAGACUAGGGUGUCACCAUUUUUAGGGUCUUUUUUCAUUACCUUCUCUUUUUUUCCAAUUAAGAAUCUUGGAUCAAAGCACACCGAGAAAAAAAAAGACGCACUAACGAGUGACAGCAAAAAAGGCAAUAUAUUGCUGCUGCUCUGCUUGGAUGGAAACAAAUAAAUGACAUCCAUUUCGGCCCCUUUUAUUUUCUUCCAUUCAUUUUCUUUUUCUUAUUGUCUUAGAAAAAGCCUUUCUUCUUUUCGCUAUGAAUAAAUGUGGAUUUUUUUUUUUAACUUGCAAAAAACCGACAAAAGAUUAUCUUUGUUUGCAAAAAGAUUAUCCCGAGAAGGAAAUAGCAAACAUACGUGAGUGCGUUUUUUUUGCUCAUUAAAAGAUUAAUUCAACCACAUUGGCCGUUUUUGUUCUGGUUUCAACUUGGAUAUAACCAUGCGGCGUCGGCAGAAGUAGGCUUCGCCUCUUUUGAAAAAUCAAAAAUAAAUUCUCUUAGUUUUGAACAGUCUGGCCUGUUUAAGAUUUUGCUUGAACCAUUAGACUUAUCAUCGUUUUUCAUGCCUUAUAAAAACGUGCGGCACUUGCAGAAUACUCCGCUCUUUCUAUAACACAUUUGUGAAGCGUUUCUAACUUGAGUAAGUUCGUGAAACGCUAUUUUGUUUCGAUUUUUCAAAAAACAGAGUGUUUGGCGUCUGGAAAUGUUGAAACGUGCAGUUGUUGCAAAAUUAGUCUCCUCCCCUUUUUCUGCGCACUAUACUGUAUAAAAUGUUCAGUAAGGGAAGUCCUUUGUUCCGGCUCUAUCAGAACCUUGCAAAGGAACACUUUUUCGUUCGUUGCAAACUGAGAAGGUCCUGAAUUAUAAAUUUGAGCAGUGAGCCAUUGAAGUUUUUCUAGGGCUGCACUUUUAGAUUUGACAUGGGAUUUUUUUGGAGCUAAUUUUGGAGUUUUAAGAAUAUUGAACAACAUUGAGCCAUUGGCAGACCUGGAAGCUUUUGAAAAUAGAAAUCUUGAGAAUAAAAAUAUGUUUUUUGGCCCUCAUUCGGCGCCGAAUUAACAAUGCAAAAGAAGAAUAAAAAGAAGAGAAAAAAGGAGAAAAAUAACUUCUUCUUCUUCUUUUUUUUCUUGUUUUGUUUAGAAUUUUAAUUCUUCUCGUCCUAUUUUCUGUUUUGAGACGAGUAAUUAUCCGUUUUUGUAUUCGUUUCGUUUGUUUUGACGACUCGCUGAGAUUUCUCCUGGGCCCCUGAGAAAUUUGGGAUGGUGGUUUUUUCCCCCACCCAGCACUCGUUAGAAGGUUUCUCUUUGAUUUUUAAAAUAUUUUCCCAGUGUAUCCAAUAAUUUUUAAGUUUAAUUUUUUUGAUUGAGGCACUUUGAGAAGGCUUGACACCUCUUCAAACAUAAAAUGAAAUUAGUGCGCUCGAAAAGAAUGGAAACGAGGGGAAUUUCCUUUUUUUCUGCAAUUUUCGGUUGAACAUUUUUUUGAAAUUUUUUUAUUGUAAGUGCGCCAAAUAAAGGCGAUUUUUAAUAAUUUUUCUUUCUUCAAGAAACAUCAUCAUUUAAACCUUAUUUUUUUCAACUUCCAAAUUUGAAAAAAGCUCAUGUUCUACAUGGUCCUACAGCCGAAUCUAGCAGCCUUCUCUGAUUUUUUUCGAUAUGUUCCUGCGCAAAUUGUUUUGUGUCUGGCGCACUUUGAAUCAGCGUCUAGCCAUUGCUCUCAUCAGUUUCUGAGUUGGAAAAAAUAGAUAAAAUCUCUAAAUUUUGCUCAGCAAAGUUUGUUUUGUUCUCUAUUUGAACCAUUUAUCAACAUUUCCUUCAUUAUUUUCUCUUUUUUUUCAAUUUUUCUCAUCUCAUCACUAUUUAUCAUUUAAUGUUUCGCUGAAGUUUUUUUUCUCAAAUCGCAGCUGGAAAUUUGAAGUUUAAGGGGAUUUUCUGUAUUCUUUUGGAUGUUCGGCGGGACAAAUUGAAGAAAGACCUGGAUGUCCAACUUUCAGCAACGGCUCAAUGUGUUUCGAAAGCAAUUUCACGCCAAGGUACAUCUGAUAAUCGUCUUUUUUACGCCUUAUUGUCGAAAAUGGAACUAGGAAUCUCUGCCCUUUUUUGGCUUUUUCAGAACAUUUUUGAUUUUUUUGUUUCGAAAACUUAACGGGGAGAUUUUUUCGUUUUCUUCUAAUCUCUGAGUUUUUGGAUAGUGAAAAAGUGAAUUUUGAUAGCCAUGAAAAAUAAUUAUUUAGGGUUCUUUGGUAAUGAGGAAAAGUUCAAAAUGGUAACUUGAAAAGUUUUGAGGUUUUCAGUGGCCUCGGAAGUAGGUGAAAUGCUGUUUUUAUUUUCCUAACGGUUUAAGAGACCACUCAAAAGGUUCAAAAGUUCAAUUGACCAAAUUUGGAGUUGCUCUGAUUUUUCAAACUCUUCAGGACUUCAGUUUUCUAUUAGGCGCAGGCUUGCGACCGUAAGGUCGCCAUUUGGGGUUUAGAGAGUUGAAGUUGUGUUUCGAGAACUAAUGACUCCUAAAGGGGUCACUUAGACGGCUUUCGUCUCACUUUUUCACAUAUAAAAAUUGUCUAGGGACCUUUAUUUUCAUGAAUUUUCUCAGUAUCAACGUAAUAGUGAGUCGAGAACGCGAAAACAGAGAACUUUCAUUGUACUUGUAACAAAAGAAGAAAAUAUCAAGAUAACGAGAAUUCCUUAUAUCAAAGGUACGAUUUUAGGGUGCUAUUAGGGUUAUUUUUUUCAUGAAAAUGUUGACCGGAAAAAGUUCAGAAAAAGUGGUCUUCGUACUUUUUUUCUAUCUAAGAUGAAAAAAAGAUACAUUUUAUUUUUUUGAAAAAUUUUUUUAAUUAUUUUUUUACUUUUUUUAGGUAAAAAACAAUUGCAAUUUUUUUGUUCAGUCAAAUAAAUUUACCCGCUAAACCCUAUUUUGUGGAAAUUUCAGUUGAUUUCACUCCUACAUUCAAAUUUUUUUCGUUUUAUUUUUUUCAAUUUACAGUGAAUUCGAAAGAUCACGAUGAUGUUUGCAAUGGAAUGCUUCUCACAAUCGUUGAUUUCUAAUCUUUAUCAUCUAUUUUUUAAUGGAAAUUUACUUUUUCGAUUACCAUCCCUUUCAUAUCCUGGAAACGGCCGUCGUAUCACAGGAAAUCAUUUAUUUUCCCAUUUGUGGAGAGAAUAUUGUCUUUUUGGGCCGGGAAAAAAUUGACGUUUUGUUUGAAUAUUAUUAGUUCGGCGUAAUAAGUCGAGUAUUUGUGGCUUCUUUUCAGAAGAAGCCUUGCCCCCAGAAAGACUCGAGAGAUUAGUCUUUAUUUCUUAUUUUUUGAGCCUUUUUUUAAAAUAUUGAUCGGGGUUUUCGAGAAAAUAAUAAUCCUUCUUUGAGUAGGAGAGUGAGGAUCAAGUUUUACAAUUUUUGAAUAUUUCUCUCAAAAGUAUCAAAGAGUCACUAUUACAGUACACUCUUACUUACUAGUUAGGCAAAAUCUCAGUUUUAAUGCGAAAAAUUGUAAUUUUUAAGUCUUUCGUUGAAUUUCCAAUGAAUUCUCGAGCCAGCUCAUAAUGAUAUUCAUUUGUUAGCUUCCUAUUUAUUUUCGCCACUUUAUUAGGGACGAACUUUGAUUUUUGAAUUCAUAACUUUUUUUCUUAGUAACUGUUAUUGUUAUCAAGCUUGCAAAUCUUGCAUUUAGUACAUUAAAAUUGUGUUUUCGAGCAAUUAUUAGCUAAUUUUAUUGACUAAUGUGUAAUUAAUGAACCCAAAAGGAAGGUUUUCUGAUUUGCAGGAAUACUGAGAAGCAGAUAGAACGCUUCGAAAUUUUUUCUCGUGUUUUGAGUUUAGUUUGAAUUUUGUGAGAUUUUGAAUUUUCGAAACCUUGAAAAUAAGGCUGAAUCAAGGAUAUCGAUCCUUUUUGAAAAUUUUUUAACCAAAAAGUAGUUUUGAAAACUUGGUUUUCAUUUCCCAAACACCUUGGAAAAGAUUCGUUCUUUUGUGAAACUUUCAAUAAAAUUUAUUGCGCCAAAGAAUCUUUGAGAGCUCGACAUUUUUUUUUCUUCUUUGAAACUCGUGAAACAUUUACAAUUUUCUCUUGGCUUUUUGCUCUCUUCAAGUGGGUUUUCGGAGUUUUUUUGCCCUGAAAGUUUUCUUUUUGAAGCUAGUUUUAGAUUUUUCCGCGUAUUCUGGAGCAUGUCCAAAGAAAGAAUACCUUAAAAUACUUAUGGUUUGAACUGUGUGCUUUGCAUCAUUUCCACGAACUUUACUUGGGGAUGAAACUCCUGUAUUUUUUCUUCAUUCAGAUGAAAAUCGCUCGAUGGGCAAGUUUUUUCUCUCUGUUAUCAUAUCCUUAUCAUUACCAUGUUUUUAUGAACAUUCGCUUCGAUUUGAAAUUUCGUGGCCGCACAGAAAAUGGCUUUGAGCAUCACGGUCGCGUCAUUUUUAAAUUGAAACUCCUUAGCUUAUUCCAAUAUUUUCCGAUGUCUCCGCCCAAAAUCGCUUACAGUCCGGCGCAUCUUGCAGCAGCUUUUCAGUCAUUCCACCUGCGACCUCAAGCUAUCAACUCAUGUUGAGAUACGUUUAGUAAACAUCUGAAAAGAAGUACAGAAACUGAUCUCCGCUCGAAACUUCACUUCCAGAAAGAGAGAAGGGAAAAGAAGAGAGUUCGCAACUUCAAACGGAAGUAAAUUCAAAUUAAAGGGGGCCGCAAUCUUCCCAGCCAUUUAUUUUCCAGCGCAUUCAAAAAUUUGUAUUCACUUUAAGUUGGCUCUAUUUCGAGAGCCAGUUUUUUUAGAAAAAAAAUUUUUCAAAAAGUAAAAAAACUUUAUUUAUGAGAUUUUUAAAAAGAAAAAAAAGUUUUUUUCUGAAAAAUUGAAACAAACAUUUAUUCGAAUUGGGUACAGUAUGAAGCUUGUCCUUUGAUACAUAACUAUAUUUUCUUCUCCAGCCUUUGGAUUUUGUUUUUGCUGUUCUCUUCCUAAGUUAUUCAAAAAACUGGCUAGAACCACUAGAAUUUCUUGAAAGCUUUGAAAAAUCAUGUGCGAUGCUUAUUAUACGUUUUCCUUCUUUCAUUUGAAUCAAAAUUGCUUAUUUUUCGUCUGGACUCAAAAUUUUGUGUAUAUUUCGUCUAGAUAUGUGUUUUCUUGCAGCGGAUUAUUGCUUAUUUUUUUCUUUUUGUCUUUUGUAGCUUUUUAUUGGAAUUUGAUAUUGGAUUUUUCGGGUUUCUUAGGAUGCUAUUGUUAUAACUGGGGUAGAUAUUAGUUUUCGUGAUCUGAAAAAAAUUUUCUAGUUUUUAUCAAUUUUUCUCUUUGAUUUUUUUCUUAUGAAAGAGGUGGAAGGGAGGGUCUAUGUAUAAAUUUUUAGUUUCUUUUCAACUUCCACGUCUACUUAACGACUCCAGCGUACAAAUUGUGAUUGACAGUGAAAAGAUUUUUGCUUUUUUACUUUUUUUUUCAAAUAUAUUUUUCUUUUAAAUUGUCGAAUUUUCUCUUCUAAAGUACUGAUAUUCCAAAAUUUUUCUUCUGCGAUACCAACUACAGACAGUAACCUCUCGGAACUUUGCAGAAUUAACAUAUUAGAAGGUUUUAAGUUACAACAAAGAAUUAUGGAAAAUAUUAGAACCGGAAAUUCUAUCCUAAUCGUGCCGCCAGACUCGUUACUUGAUACGUCUGACGUCGACAAAAAGUCAAAUAUGAAAGUAGAUUUUGAAUUUCAAGCCUUUUUUUGGAGUAGUCUAGAGUCUUUUUCUCCUUUUGUUCCCAAUAUCCAAUUAACUUUGAAAGGACCGAUUUUUUCCGAGAUUUCUGGUGGUUUUUUUUUACAUGUGACCACAAGUUUCAAGAACUUUUAAAGAAAAAUUCAAGAAUUGAAAGCUUUUUAUUUCAAAGCUAGUGCCAAAAAAGACCCCAAAAAGGAAUUUUUCUCUUUUUUUUAGUGAGCUGCGGGAACUUUUCCCAUCAAACGUCAAGAAAGAAACGUAUCAUCAAGUGAGAAAAAACGGCUGUGGCCAAAAAUUUUAUAUAUCCAUUUUCCAUAUUUUUUUUUCAGCAAGACGUUACCUUUUUUCAAAUCAGAAAAACGACUGUAGUGCAUAUAUGGGAUGAGAAUGACUGGCGACAGCCAAUUUUUUUCUUUACGGUUUUUUUGCCAACCCCCAUUUUCUCGCUUUUUGCCAAGUCCCCCUUCACCUUGUUUCUGGUCCCACCGAGACUAUCCCACGUAUGCUGUAGUGUCCGUCUUGACCUUCGCUCAGACUGUUGCUGUUCAAAAAUCUGAAACUUUGUUCUCAUCACUUCAGAAUGACUCUCAUGAUUCCUCGAGACAUAAUUACCGUUCCGGACCGGUUCUCAUUAACAUUUUCCGCCUAGGUUUUGGUAAUUCUUCAAAAAAAUUCUUCAAAUACUCGCUUGGAAUCGAUUUUACUUCGUUUUAAUCAAUAUUAGGGAAAUUCCUUUAAAAAAAAAUCGAAAAAUCCAAAUAUGAUCUUACAGUAUUUCUUGUCUUUGAUAUAUUAUUUUCAUUUUCGAAUAACUUCACAGUUUUUAAAAUGAUAAAUUUGUCCAUGAAGAGUAUAAGAGCCCAUCAAGCUUCAAGUUAUAAUAAAUAUUCUACUUCGAAUGUUCAAAAAAUAAAUUUCCUAUUUCUACCUCAAAGAGGAUUCCUUUCAAUGUCAAGGGUUUGAAAAAAACUCGUUUUUAAUUUCACAAUAGGGAAAUCUUCGGAUUUUUUGGAAUAUUUCGGAGAAAUUUGCGCGUCAAUUUUGAUACUCCCUGAAUUUAGGGCCAAAUUCGUUAAAAAAUGAUUUUUGCUUUUUUUUCGGUAACUUUUUUUCGGUGACUAAUGUAGGAGGGUCUCUCAUGAAGUUGAACAUCAAAUAAUGCCCGAUUUUUAUCUUUUCCCUCAAUUUUUUGAAUCUACCAGCGUCAUCUCGGACCCCGUGUCGAUUCAAGGUUGUAUUUGGCUCAUUUCCAGUUCAUUCGGGCCUCGAUAAUUUGCCAAUUUCGGGCAUCCGAUGAAGCCCUCCUCCUACGAAACAACUCCAUUAGCCUUCUUUUCCCUUUGGAUGCACUCCACGACGACAAUUUGCCAUUUUUUUUUUCUUCAGUUUCCGUCUUUUUCGCUUCCGUGUUUAAUUGCAAUGACUUACAUAAUUUUCAUUCAUUCAGCUUGCCUCUAUCAGGCUAGAAACUUUCUUAUAUCGAAAACUGCUGUCUAGAAUGAGUCUAAAAAUUUUUUUGAGAUUGGCUGAUUUCGGAAUAUUUUUUUUAAAAAAUUCAAAAAAAUUAAAUUUUUGAAUGUACUCACAAUGUCAGUUGAGCAAAUUCAAUUCCAAUGACUUUUAUAAUUUUCAAAAGCUGAUAUUUUGCGCCUGCCCCUAUCUGACUGGAAACCUUUUUUCGGUUUUUAUAAAUGGAACCUUUUUUCGGAAGUUUCUUGGCUUUCAUUGAACUCGUUUAUUAUUUUUUCUUUAAAAGUCCCAUCAAGUGGUGUCCAAACUCAGAAGAGCCCGGCUUAGAAGCCAACGGCGCGACCGACCCAAAACGAUUUGCGCGAGAUAGCAUUAGAGCGUGCUUUUAGCUAUGAGACAUUACACUUGUGACCAAAUCCAGAAGAUUUUCAGAAAGUUUUCCGAACUUUUGCUUUAAUGUGUGAGGCCUUUACGAUUUUUCCGAUUUAAUUUUUCAUGAGCUCAUGUUCUGACUUAUUCAAAAGUGUGGAGGAGUUUAAAAAGGCGUUUGGAGCCGCCAAACUUCAUUUUUUUUUUUCGUUUUUCUACUCUGUAAAAUUUUUAGAAAUUCUCCGAUUUCAUCUACAUUUUUCAUAUUCAACUUGAAAGCGACACCUUCAAAAUUUCAGUUUAUCGUGAAUGAUACGAGAAAAAUAUGUUAGGUUGAUGUUUUCAGAUGUCGCUGCUGGACACGGAAGACCUGACGGGCGGCGAGAUCAUCUUCGCCGACGACGUCCAGGAAGAAUCCAGUCUGAUCGCCGACCUCUUCAGAAGGCCUUCAAGUCUCGGCAACAAGUAUGAUUUUUUUUUUUUCGAUUUUCUGACAAGUGAGCAGAAAUCACAAAAAGUAACAAAUGAGCAGAGAUUGUGAGCAGAGAUCAGAGAAUAAUGCUUUUUGGAGAUUAAUGAGAACGUCGGCUGGAAAAAGUGAGAGAUUAAUGGGGCUUGAAGAGACGUCAGACAACGAGAUCGCCUUCAUUCUUUUGCGUCUCUUCGGCCCGCCGCUGAUCUCUCGUCUGUUUUUGAUAAAGCUCUUUCAAUCAAAAAAAGUUUUAAAAACGGCUUCGACUCCCCAACAAAAGUAUUAAAACGGAAGUUUGAAUUAGGUUUCUCCAAAAACGUUGGGGAAAAGGGUUUCACAGAAGUUUAGGAACAUUAAUGAUUUGAUUGAGAAAAGGUAUUGUAGAAAACUUGAUGAAAAUUUAAUUCGUUUUUUUGUUAGUUUUUUUUUUCGGAAAUUGGGAUGUUUUGUGGAGGGUUUCAAGGGCUCUGAUUGCACGUCAAGCAUCAAAAAUCAAUGAAAAGUUGAUUUUUUGCAUCCUUUUCUUUUUAUCGACUUGAAAUCGGACUUUCUUUUCUAAGAUUGAAAUUCCCGCUUGAAACGAUGAUGUCUAGCGGAUCCACGGAACAAAUCUAAAACUUUUGAAGUCACAUUAAAAACAUAAAGUGGCUUCAGUUUCUCAAAAAACUUUUCGGGGAAACGAACUCCACGAAAAAAAAGUCGAAUCCAUAAUCAAGAAAAUGACAUUUUCAGCCAUUCCCCUACUCUUUUUUUUUGCUCGUCAUUAUCUAUUCGUCACGAACUCGUGUCCAGCCGUUUGCCAGAAAAACUUUACUUCUUGUUUUUUUUUGCAGCUUUAAGGAAGAAGAUCCUGGUUUAGGGAUAUUAAUUCCCACUUAAGUAAUUUUAAACAACAUUUCAAAACCUGAAAAGGCAUCGCAUUUUAGGAGUUUUCAUUGUAGACCUGAGAUAGGGUUUUCAAUUUUUCAUGAAGAUUUUUCUGAAAAGAAGAUCUCUACUACAAUAUAUCUAUCACCAACGUCAUAUUCGAUGUUGAGUCUUUAAUCUGUUUACACUCGUCUCUCAAAGAAAAGUGCAUUCAUCCCCCAUCUGCCAACGGAAAACGAAUCUGUUUUCUCAUCCACUAAUUUCAAUGUCUUCUUUCUUUAUCAUUCAUAUUGUUUUUCAACGGCUCCGUUGUCUUUUCUAAACAUAUAUAAAUCAGCUUCGACUUAUAUUUCAGUUGGAAUAAUAUAUAUUCAAGCCUCUUUUCUUCUCGAAACAUUAAGGAAAUUAUCGAAGUUGGAAUAUAAUUGAUACUGUCUCAAACAUAUUAUCAUCUUUCCAUCUUCAUCAUAAGGAAGUUUUGAGAGAUAAUACGCUAUAAAAAUGUUGAUUUUCACUCAAUUUACAAUUCAACACCUCUUUUUCUUGUUGCUGGACUUAUUUUUUGCAAUUUUUGAGUGUUUUUCGGACGACUUCCAGUCUGUUUAUUUUUGAGUUAUUGAGGUUGGAACAGGUUUUUCUGUUUUUAAAUUUUUUUAAACUUCAAUCUAAAUAAUUUGAGAGGUUAUCCGAGAGUUGAGAAUGCUGUAGUGAUUUUUUUCAAAAGCUCGGACUCGUCCAAACUUUUCUCAAACUUCGUCCACAAAAUUCAAGAAUUUUUCAGCUCUUUGAGGAUUGAAAGUUAGGUUCAAAACGCUGAAGUGAUCGCUCUGAAAGCUUUUUGAAGCUUUUCACAUUCUUUUGCAUUUUUUUCACUUGUCUGAUAAAACUUAUCAAAUUUUUCUUUUUUCCAUCAGAGUAUGAAUUUAUAGCUUUCUAAAAAAACAUUGCUCAAGGGAUCACUAAGAAAUUUCAGAGGAUAAUUAGUCAUCCUUUUCAGAUUUUUCCAAUUUUCGGUCAGUUGUUUACAUAUUUCGAGAAGUCAUCCAAAAGGUUCAAAAUCCAAUUUUUUUAAAAAAAUUUUUACAUAAUGUGGUCUCUAGCAUUGAAAAAAAGAUUUUUUUAGUGAUCGAAAAAAACUUUUUGAUUUCUAUAUGUUUCUUUUUAUUUUUUUAAUCCGAUUGGUCGCAUCGAUUCACCUGUAGCACGUGGACCCGAUACUGAGUGAACAAGACCAGAAAGAAAAAAAAACCGAAACGAAACGAAUUUUUCUGCCCCUAUGAAUUGUUUUUGACGGCGCCGGCGACGUUUAAAAUGUCGACUGUUUCAAAAAUUGUCCGAAUUGUGUUGACGACGUCAGGUGGCUGUGUAUUUACCUGUUCAAUUUGCUGCUGUUUUUUUGGAGUUUUUCGACAAAAACGACGCGAAAUGAGCCAGAAGCAAGAGGAGGACAUUAGGUAUGGUCGGUUUAUUCGAGAAGAUUUUCAGUAAAUUGAAGAGGGGUAAUUGAAAAGGACAUAGAUCAAAGUAUUUUUUUAAUAUUCUGAAAUUUUGAAGUCAUUCUGAUUUUCUUCUAGAGUCAUUCUUUGAAAAAAAAACUCAAGAGACAAAAAAAACUUGUCGGAAGACACCAAGUGAUCACUUGAGGAUAGGGAGGAAAACAUUUUUGGAAGUGUUAGAGGGUAAGAAAUAACAAGAAUUUUCUUCCAAAAAUUUCGAAAGAACUAAAAGUGGCCACCUUUAGAACUUUUUCCAUUUUUUUAAAAUGAUUUCUGAGGUUUAGAAUCAUAAAAACUCAGAAAAUCAUACAAUAUGUUCUUGAAACUCAAGCUGAAAGACUUUGUAGGUACCCAAGAAGGCACUUAAGGGAUUUCGAAGUUUUCAAGGCACCUAUUAAAGAGAUUGAAGGGUUUGGUUUUUCGUGUUUUUUUCGUGAAAAAAAGUCGCUUUUUUUGCUUUUUUUGGAUUUUCAUGUAGUUUAAUAUUUCAAGCUAGUUUUUUUCAUGAUUCAUAUCCAUUUCCAGAAAAAAAUCCCUUUUUUUCCGAUAUGAGCUGGGGAUAAGUCCCUGGAUAAAAAAGCAUUUUCGAGAAUAUCAUUUUUUUCGAAAGUUCAUUCUUGAAGAUAGAAAACUGGAAAAUUUGUGCGGCGAUGAAAACUUUCAAUUGUCGACUUUAUAGCUCGUGGUUUUCCUUACUCUUUGGGAGAAACAGCUAUUUUAAAUUUAAUUUUAGUGAUUUCCGUCAAUUAUCGUCCAUUUUCAACCGAAAGACAAUUUUGUAGGUACAAUUUUCUCCUUGUGACGCAAAUUUUAAAAAAGCGGUUUUUUUUUGUUUUGAAACCCACGCCUUCAAUUAUUUUCAUUCAUUUUUCUCUUUUCGAAGCCCAGAAUUAUAUUUCUUUUUUCCAUUUUUUUAUUGUAGAAUUUAAUGGAUUUUGCAUAAUUGUGGGUUUGAAAGAUUUUGCGAGAAAUGAUUUAUUUUGAUCUUUUGAAGAUUUGGUUUUCAAUUUGAAAUUGUGGAAGUUAAAUCGAAAAAAAUAAAGAUUUAGCAUCGAUUUCGAUGCAAAAUAGACGAACUUUUAUCGAAAUAAAAGUGAUUUUUUUUCUUGAAAACUUGGAAAAUUUGCAGGUUGAGAUUUUUUUCGUAAAAAUCGCAGAGUGCAGAGUAAAAUCAUUUUCCUUUUUAACCCCGUUCCGACCUUGAGAAUCGAAAACCCAAGCUCGAACCUUUCUCGCUUCUGAAAAUUCAACUAAUUCAGUGAACCGAACAAAGGUUGUCUCUUCAAUACCACUACAUGAAUUAUUCAAAGUGAGUUUCAAAGGAAGGUGCCAGAAAAAACUCGCCUUUUCCCGUCUUCUUUUCCUCAAAGCCAUUUCGAGAGGGAUUUUGUGUCGAAUUUCAAUUUUUUUUUCUCAUUUUGAUAGAGCGGAUUUCCGGCUGAGUGUGUGCCGUUCGAAAUUGUUCACUUCUAUUUUUUGGGGCCUGCAAAAAUUCACGUUCGAUCUUUUUCUAUUCCAUUUUUUUAUAGGAAAAAAAGGGUUUCAACUUCACUUUUUAAAGAUUCUUGCAAGAAUUAAAUUUGAAAAAAAGCUCCCAUUGGAUAUUUGGAAAAAUAUGAAAAGGAUAGCUUUUAUGAAAAUACUAAAAAGAAUAAGGGGGAAAGAACGAUUUGUAAGAAAAAACCAUUUUUGAAUGUAAAAAAACUGCUAUGAACUUUUGUAGGUCUAAUUCUUGGCUUUUUCAGAUAAUGGUUUAAUUUUUUUGAGAUUUUCCUUCUCUUUCACUUUUUUUAGGCUGUAGAGUUUGUUUGAAACUUUUUGACCUAAUAGUGAGAUUGAAAAAGACAAAAAAAGUUAUGAUUUCGCGCCAAAAUAACGCGUCCUCUUUUUGUCGAGGCGUUAUUUUUUUUUCCAAAUUUUUUUCACACGGUUCAUUGAUUUUUCUUCUGAGCCGAUUUCAUAAUAAAAACACUUUAAUAAAUUCCCUUUUUUCAAUUUCCAAUUCUUAGAAAGCAAUUUGAAAAAAAGUUAUCAAGUUUUUUUAAAACUUACUGGUUUAAUUUUUGAACGAAAAAAACCUUUUCACGAUUUUUUUCAUCCAACUGAGGUUUGAACUGUCUAUACUAGUCUUAUAUAAUAGAUAUUUGUUGUAGAUUCAGUGGAAAAAAAGAAGAUGAAAGUGAUAAAAAGGUGAGGAUAAAAGCGCACAAAUCGGAUUUUCCUCGCCCCCAACCAACGGACGGAUUAGCCGUUUUCCCCCGAUUUGCACCUUGAAAAACGUUUUGUAAAUCGUCUUUCAAUAUAAAAAUUGAUUUUGGAUUGAAAUUUAUGCUUGUAUUUCACGACUAGCUUCUCACACAGUUCGAGAGAAUACAAGCGAAAAAGCGCGAGAAAAGAGGAGAGAUUAGAGAAAUAUGCUCCCGAUUUUUGCUAUUAACUUUCUGUUAGUUGAGUUUGUUUACAUACUCUAUAAUAAAUCCUAUGAAAAAGGCGAAACUUUCAACAAAAUCCGUCAAUAUUUAUUGUUUUUUUCCUCUACCAUCCAUUUGUGGCCAGAUGUCUUUUUUUCAACAGUUUUUAAAAGCUUUUUUUCAAACAUUUUAUUUGUCAUUUUCCCUGUUCUGUUGAUCGUUUCAUUGGGUCGAGAAAUGGUUUUUUUAAACUCUUAUAUUUUGAUUUAGUUCGAUUUCAAACUGUGAAAAAAAUGGAAAAAGUUACAAAAAUUUUACAAAAACUCAUUAAAAAAAUUUUUUUCUCGCUGUAAUACUAAUCAAAUCACACAACUAUCAACUUGUUUUCUAAUAUCGCAAAGUUCAAUUUUUUCUCAGCUUUUCAUGAUUAUCUUUUCUUUAAAACCCCAAGAAAAACUGCCAAUGUUUUUGUAUGGUUUUCGGGAAAAUCGUCCUUGAAUAGUGCCAGUUAACCUAGAAAAUGUGUAGGUUGAAGAUAUUCCUUCCUUUCAAAUUUUUUCUAUUCUUUUUUUUUUAAAUGUUGUGUCGGGCUUCUGUUUUUCCUCGUUGGGAGGAGAGAUUUUCGUGAUUUGAUAAUGGAAAAAGUUAGGAAGCAAUUCUGCGCUCUGUUCUUCCUUGUUCUUCUCAAGUUUUUUUCAGUUUGUGUCAAAAAGUUUUGCUCACGUUUGAUUUUUUCCUGUGGCGUUUUUCAGAUAAUUUUGUGAGAAAAUCCCGGAAAAAAAUAGAAAUACUUUUUAAAAUUGACCUUUUUAAAUAAAAUAAAAUUGUGCCAAUUUUGAAGAUUUUUUUCUCUAAAGUCUUCAGUUUUUUUGCGAAUGAUAUCAUUUUUUUAACGGAACACAUUAACCCAAUUUCAAAAAAAUUUUUCCAAAAAGGUUAAAAUUUAAUAAUAGCUUUUUUUGCGAAGUUGAAUCAAUUCCCGAGCAAAAUAGAAUCACUUUUAACUUAUUACGACAAUAUUGGGAGUUUUAUUGUUCUUUGAAAAGUUUUUGAUCUCGUUAAACUCUUUUUUUUAAGUUUCAGUUUUUAAGUUUAAGUUCCUUUUCGCACUCCGAACUUUCGAGUUUAAUUACGUUAUUUAAGAGAAAAAGGCCAAUUAUUUUGAGAAAAAUGCUCUUUUCUACAUGGGUAAUUUUUCCUGAUAUUUACACGAUGAAGCCAUAUUUUUUUCAGUUCAAAGUUCAUUUUUUGACGAUACGUUAGAGAAGUAGGUUUUUAGUUUUUCUCUGGCGUCUCUUCAGUUCGCCCUUGAUCUCUUGUGCUCGCUGUUUUUUACCGUUCUUGACUUCAAAUCCACUCCCGUUCCAUUAUUCUGUGUUUUUCAAGAUCUCUUUUUUUCCUCUUUUGGUUCGACAUUCACUUCCACCUAAAUUGUGACUUCCGUUUGACGGAAACGCUUAUUGAAAACGAAGAGAGAACGCGCAGAUCGCAGGGAACGACUUUGGAGCGAAAAAAAAGGAGUUGUUCUGGUGGAAGAGGCGUGGCAGAAGGAAGGGACAACAACUGGAAAGAAAAAAAAAGGAAAUGCGUUCUACUUUCGAGCAGCUUUUCCAUGGCAUCAGGUGCAGUUUCCCACGUCGACUUUAGUCUGGUAGAGGAGGAACGCUUCUUCUUCUUCUCCUCCCACUUCUUCUGAAGAUUCUUCUCAUUAGCUAGGCCCGAUAUUCCAUGCUUUUCCGAUGCAGUUCCAUGCGCCGCCUAUCUUCACCCAUAACAAUGGUGUCUCGGCGCCGAGGUAUUUUGAAUCUGAUGGUGAUUGUAACCGUGGAAUGGCUCUGAGCGUCGCGGUCACGAUGCGCUCUACCGUUACCGGAUGACCACACGCGCAAGUCGUGUUGUGGUCGGACGAACCUUGAUUCAAACGAUUCGCAGCCGUUACGCUUUAGGUCAUUCCAUAUGUGCGACUGUUGAUCCAAAAUUUGGACCGAUCUUCGCAAGUUUAGAGAGUUGAAGCUAGUUGAUCCGAUUUAUAAGUUGGUUUCUAGAAAAAUCGAACUGUUGUCUGUGAGUUGAUAUUGCAAACUUUUCGGUGGUUUUUUUUAAUGAAAAGUCUCGACUUCUGAUCUUGCAUCAGUUCAAUUUAGCGAGAAUUUCCAUUUUCUUUUUCAUAAAACUGACUUUAUUAUAAAACAGCAAAAGUGAGUUCGAAGCCAACAUGAAGCGGAUUUCAUUGAGAGAAAAAUAGGUUGUUUUGGGCUCUUUUUUCAGUGGUUUAUGAAGCGAUUCAAUUGGCGGGUCGUAUUUUUUCAUUCAAUUUCAUUUCAAGAGAGAGUUGAAGUCAAUGGGGAGAAAUUAUGUGUGUGAAAGUCUUUUGAGGGAAAGAUUGAAAGGAAAUUCGGGAGAAGUUUUCCAUGGCUGGAGCUUUGAAUUUUAAUUUAUUGGAUUUUUUUGAAGAACAGAACUCAGGAGUUCCUUGGAGACUUUUUUUUUCAAAAGCGUACGGAUAGUAAAAAUGUAGGUUCGAAUUGAAAACGCUAUUUUGUGAGAUUUUUUUAUUGCAUAUCAAUUGGUCUACUUGAAGUCGCACAAAAGCUUCUGUUUUAAAAAAAAUUGAUUCAAAAUGAGAAAUAAAACGUAUGCAACGUUUUGAAAAAGCCAAAUGAGCGUUUUGCAGCAAGGUUGCUCAGUGGACAAAACAUAGAAAAAAAUUUCGUUCCUUCUUCAUUUUUUGAUUUUUUCGUGAAAUCUUCAUAAAAAAAUUUUUUUGGUGAAUAUGGGAGUAUCUUCAUUGAAACCCAUUCUUGUGGCUCAAAAUUUAAAAUGAUAUUUGCUUGAAAAUUAAGUUUUUUUUUUGAGACUGUAAGUACAUCAAGGUAAUGCGACGUAAAGCUUUACAAAAUUACGAAGAAUAUUUCCCUUGGUUUUCAUGAAUAAAAUUGAUUUUUUGCAGUUUGACGGGCCUGGUGAUUCUUUCGAUUGUCCUCACGGCGAUCGCCAUCAUUUUCUUCGGCUGCUACUUGAUGAUGCGGUUCAUGCACCGAGCCUUGUCCAGCGACGACACCAAGGACAUGUUGGGUUCGUUAAGAGCUCGUUGAUUCAAUUAUGUACACAACUUUGGGCUCUUUUCAGAGAGAAGAAAGUGAAAUGCUUUUGUUUUUGAGCAAUUUUCCAAAAGUUCGUUUAACCUUUCCUUAUUUUUGUUCCCAAGUAAUUCCAAUGAUGAGCAGCUAUGUGAAGUAAUAAUAAACGAUCCUUGAAAAAAAAAGAAUCGUUUUUAACUAAUAUAGGUUCAAAUUCCAAAUCUUCUGCGAAAACCGCCACGUCAUCAAGUUCUAAUUCUGAUCUUUUCUUUUCGAACGUCUUGAAGCCCAAAACAUGAUAAAAGUUCGAGAAAUCUUCAUAGUUUUCUUCAAAAGAACUUUAAGGCUGCCAACUCUCUGAAAUGAAACUCAUUUGGACUUUUUCUCGCGCCGAAAUAGCAUUUGCCCAAAAGUUGGAUCGGAAACGCGUCGCCAUUGAGAUUUUUGACGCGCUGCCCGAAAUCUCCGAGCAGAACAAGAGAAAAAAGCGAAGAAGAUAAAUUGGAUUCAAAUGGCAAGAGAUAUGGCUCCUUUCGGCUUUGGAUUGAAAUUUCAAAACUGAAAAAUGGGUGAAAAGCUGGAAAAGAAAUGGUUUUCGAAAGAAAAAAUGAAUUAUGCUUUUCAACAAUCAAAGAUCACGACCCUUAAGUGACCAUUUUUGUAUAUUUUUUAGUUGUUUCUUGACAUUGAGAAGUUCAAAAAAAGGCUUAAAAUUGGGAGAAAAAGUUUUUCUGAGAAAAAAACUUCAGAGUUUUUAUAACUAAAAAUCUGAAUCUUCUGAAUCCAAAUUGAGCAUUUUGAGGGCAAUCUAUUUUAAUCCGGUCUUUUGGUUUUUUUUUUCAGUUAGUUGUCGAAAAAAACGUUUUUAAAUGUAGAAAAAAGGGCAAAAGUCAUCAAAAUCAAUAAAAAAAAAGCCAUUUUUCAGUUGUUUUCAAGUUAAACUGAAUCUUUUGAUCAGUAACUAUAGUUUUCUCCUCUUCUUACAUUCAAUAAACAAUAUUUUUAGCGGCUUCAAAUCAAUAUCGAGACGUGGUGAUUCAUUCGAAGCGGGUCUACGAAAUUCAGGCCGAAGAAGGCUGUUUCAGUGGUCCGCCCGACCCUCUUGAUCCGUCCGGUGAUCUUGAGUAAGUUUUUCGAAUUGAAAAAAAUUGAAUGCAUUUCUACCAUAAAAAUGGGAAUCUGUUUCUCUUUGACCUUCAAUGAACCCCUUCAAAAAUUUCGCUCCUUUUUCUAAACUUUCCCACUUAUUUAAAAAAUCAAAAGAUUGAACGAAAAAUUCUUUUCUGAAACUCUGUCAGUUGAGUGCUACUUGAGGCUUUUUCUUCCCCUAUUUUUUCAAUCUUCAGUGUUUUCAGUAAGGACGAUCUGAAGGAAAAGUCCGGAUCGGCGACUUCCCUCUCCUCCGUCGUCGAUGAGGAAGAGAAGAAGCUAAAAAAGCCCGAACAGGGCGAUUUGCGGGCGAUUCGUAGUGGAGAGAGCUACGAUGAUGACCCGAGGGCCAUGCUUCGCAAGAAGCAAAAGGUGAUUAAAAGUUCAUUGGAUUUUUUUUCGCGGAAAGAAUACAUUUUUGAUCGAAAAAUGAUAGCAAAAGGAAGGAGAGAGAUAAACUGUGGCCUGAGGAGAUUUUAGAGAAUCUAGAUGUUCCUCAUUUCCUCAGCGUCUCUUCAGAUCGCCUCUGAUCUCUCAAGAACUUUUUUCAAGAUAACUUUGAGAACUAGAAACUAGAGAUCAGCUAUGAACUGAAGAGACAACAGAGAACUAAAGAUCCAUUGUUUUCCUGACGUCUUUUUGCAACGCAGCUGAUCUUUCGCUAGAUUCUUUUCUCGCCUUGAUAUGCUCAUUUACAGUAAAACCGGUUCACAGUGAGAAACUGCAAUACCAUUUUUCAGUACAUAAUGAAAAAUCUUCAUAAUUUGCAGGUUCAUAAAGACUCGGUUUGCGCUUUCUUGUUCCGACCAGAACCUGAGCCGAGGAUGGUGUGA
This is a messenger RNA of Caenorhabditis auriculariae, 20681 nucleotides long. The record is from the annotation of a GenBank genome assembly. Lineage: Eukaryota; Metazoa; Nematoda; Chromadorea; Rhabditida; Rhabditidae.